GUGAUUUUGACACAUCUUGGAAGUGACGGGACCCGUUGACUUGGAACCAACAGGAAGCUUACCUCUAUCUUCACGUCGCUCGACUCCCCUUGAGAAAAGUUCCUCAAGCGUUUGGUCUCGCGAACAUCGAGGUACCUAGUCGGCAUAGAGUGGUCGGAGCUCUCCUUGCAUCCUUUUUUAUGGGUAAAGCGAUCUGGUAAUCUUCCUUCUCUGUCUUCGGUUGUGGGUUCCUGUCCCGCCUUCUAGCCUCUCUUUUAGCUUAGAGGUAUUAUAGCUCCUGUCGCCGUUCACUGUCUGGCCCGAUUUUGGGCAGCUAUGCUUCCAGCAAAACUUCACGUCUCUCCGCUGCGAAUUGUCUCAAUUUGCGCGUGUAUUUUUGUUCUCUUUUACAUCUACGGCCAACUCGGAGCUGGCAUCUUGGAUGUCGCAUCGCCGCCUCAACGCUAUGCCGGUGUCCCAGCGAGCCCGCCCGAGAAAGCCCCAGAGCUUCCGCUCGAGCUAGUGGUGGCCAGUAUGAAGUAUGAGAACACCACCUGGUUUCACGAAUACCUACCGGACUGGCCCGCGAGCAUCUACGUGGUCGACGACCCUGAUGCUCCCCUUACGGUCCCCAAGAAUAAAGGGCAUGAGGCCAUGGUCUAUCUCACACAUCUCAUCGAUCGCUACGACACUCUUGCCUCCACCACCGUCUUUGUCCACGCGCAGCGUUUUGCCUGGCACAACGACGACCCCGACUAUGACGCCCUCGUAACUCUCCGGCACCUGCAAACGCCCUACGUCCAAACCUCUGGCUACGUCAAUCUUCGCUGUGUCUGGGUCCUCGGUUGUCCCGCAGAGGUCCGCCCCAAUCUAGACGUCCAGGAUCUCAAGGACCUUUCCGCCUCCGGAGAAGUGGCGCUCAAGGACAUUUUCAAACCCGCCUUCAAGCAGAUCCUCCCGGGAGUUCCUGUCCCCGAAGUCGUUGGCGUAUCCUGCUGCUCCCAGUUUGCCGUUUCCCGUGAAACAGUUCGCAACCGAACGCGCGAGGACUACGUCAGGCUUCGUGAGUGGCUGCUGAACACAGAGCUGGACGACAGUCUGUCUGGCAGAGUGUUUGAGUACACGUGGCAUAUAAUCUUUGGGAAGGCAGCCGUUCACUGUCCGGAUGCGGGCGAGUGUUAUUGCAAGGUGUUUGGGCUGUGUGGGCUCGAGGGGUGCAAAAAGGAUGGGUGCGAUGGGAGAUAUACGCUGCCGAGGGUCGCGACACUUCCGAGCGGGUGGCCGAGGCUGGGGUGGGAGGGGGAGGAUAGGGGGUAUCGGGGUCCGCCCGUUUGAUUUUGGAGAUAAUGCGAGGUUGUUGCUCGUGGGUGAUGGUCCAGGAAUCGAGUUUCCUGCAGCGGCCUGCGGAAGUCCGAAUUCUUCAAGUCGAGACCGACAAAAGAAGCGGACUUGAACAGUCCAGCGGGCACUCUCAUGUCCGGUGCUGAAUGCAUAAAGGUACAGGUAGGUACAUGUAUGUAUGGCCUUCAUGGCAAGCGGGUUCGAAGACGUUUUUUACUCGCUUGGAGAUUUGGCAAUGAUUCGUACCUAUCGUUGAGUAUUGGUUUUGCUGGUGGAAGAAAGGUUGUACACAUUGAUUGCGAGCACCAGGCUGGGCGGUUGGAGGUUGAUGUUUGAAGCACUGCGUAUAAACAAGCAGGAACGCCACAUUAAGUCUAGGUCCAGGCCGUGGUUUCCCAGGAGCUUGAGCUGGCGGCCUCUGGAUCCGGCCAGGCCAGGGACAUUCUUGGCUGAUGAUUUGACAAGCUGAUAAGAGGCUACCGGGCUGUAUUGAUGCCUGUUGAGCCGUUCUUUGGAUUGCACCUUUCAUAUUUAUUUCUAUCUCUUUUUGGGAGUAUUGAAACAACGGUUAUCCCUCUGCAUAUGAUUCUACCUAGAAGGUACAUAUUCCUCCCUAGGUUACCUAAAUCAUUGCCGAAAUAUCCG
This is a messenger RNA of Neurospora crassa OR74A, 1965 nucleotides long. RefSeq lists its product as hypothetical. The transcript is spliced from 2 exons. The coding region runs from base 316 to 1314 and encodes 332 amino acids. The record is from RefSeq and is a predicted model, not a curated record. NCBI's taxonomy places the organism in Eukaryota, Fungi, Ascomycota, Sordariomycetes, Sordariales, Sordariaceae.